AUGGCCUCACACCCAGGAGUACUCACCAUAGCCGGCUCCGACUCUGGAGGUGGUGCUGGAAUCCAGGCCGAUUUGAAAACAAUUGCGGCUUUGGGGUGUUAUGGGACUUCUGCCAUCACAGCACUUACUGCUCAGAACACGAAGGGUGUCAAUGGCGUUCAUGCCGUCCCGACCGACUUCGUCGAGAGCCAGAUCAGCACCGUCCUCGCCGAUAUAGACGUCAAAGCCAUCAAGACAGGGAUGCUCUGCGAUGCGCAGAUUGCGCGUGCAGUCGUGCACGCGCUUAAGGCGCACUACAAAGACGCGCUUCUACCCGCACUCGUCUGCGAUCCCGUGUGCGUGUCUACUUCCGGACAUACUCUCCUUCAGGAAGACGCAGUCGACACGAUCGUCGACGAGCUCUUCCCGCUGGCGACAUUGAUCACGCCGAACAAGCAAGAGGCGGAACUCUUGCUAUCUCGUCGCGGCUACCCACGGAAAAUCAGCGGGCUCGACGACAUGUUGUCUUCGGCACAGGCGCUUAUGCAGCUGGGCUCGAAAGCCGUGCUCCUGAAGGGCGGCCAUAUCACCGCGACGCUCGACGACAUCGCGAAAUUCUCUGCGGCGCAUCCCGAGGUCAAGCGCGUACCGCAGGGCGUCUUCGGCGAGAACAUGGAGAUUUUGCAACUCGCGGGCGACAGGCCGCAGGUCACUGAGCUUGUGGUGGACAUUUUGUAUCAGAAAUCGGGCGCGACUGUGUUCUAUCGCUCGAGAAUUGAUUCCCAGAGCACGCAUGGAACGGGCUGCACGCUUAGCUCUGCGUUGGCGUCCUUCAUCGCGCAGGGUCACGAUCUUGUCGAGGCAACUCGAUUGGCCACAGAGUACACGCACCACGGCAUACAAGCUGCAUACCCCGUAGGCGGCGGUCAUGGUCCACUGAACCAUCUGCACGGCCUGCGUCCGGCGUGCAUUCCUGGCCGCACACCAUCGAAUCAGCACCCGUUCACCCGCCUUUUGAUUCAGCAAAGCUCGUCGACAUGGAAGGCCUACGUCGAACACCCCUUCGUCGUGGAGCUCGGUAAAGGCACUCUCGCAAAGGAGAAGUUCGUGCACUUCAUAAAACAGGACUACCACUACUUGAAGUACUACGCCCGUGCCUACGCCCUCCUCGCCGCUAAAGCAACAACCUUCUCCGACGUCGACCGCGCCGUGCAAACCAUCCUCAACGUCCUCCGCGAAAUCAACACGCACAAAGCCUUCUGUGCCAAAUUCGGCGUAACGGCGGAGGACCUCGAGAGCACGCCCGAGGCGUCCGCGACGACGGCGUAUGGGUGCUAUCUGAUCGAGACGGGGUUGCAAGGCGACAGCAUGAAGCUCACGAUGGCCCUCCUCGCCUGCCUUCUCGGGUACGGCGAGGUCGGCCUCUGGCUCAAGCGCCACUCGUCCACGGCCGACGCAUGGGUCGUGCUCGAGGGCAACCCGUACCUGCAGUGGAUCGAGGAUUAUUCGGGCGAGCACUAUCAGGGCGCGGUGAAAGUUGGGCUCGACGUCAUCGAGACCCUAGCCGCCCAAGACCCGCCCUCACCGGCGCGCUUCAGCGAAUGGCUGGGAGUCUGGAGGAAAUGCACGCAGUUGGAGAAGGGCUUUUGGGACAUGGCUGUGAAUAUAGCGUUCUGA
Messenger RNA from Schizophyllum commune H4-8, 1656 nucleotides. RefSeq lists its product as uncharacterized. Gene Ontology annotation, cellular component: cytosol. The record is from RefSeq and is a predicted model, not a curated record. Gene Ontology annotation, biological process: thiamine biosynthetic process. The coding region runs from base 1 to 1656 and encodes 551 amino acids. Gene Ontology annotation, molecular function: hydroxymethylpyrimidine kinase activity; phosphomethylpyrimidine kinase activity. Lineage: Eukaryota; Fungi; Basidiomycota; Agaricomycetes; Agaricales; Schizophyllaceae. The transcript has 9 exons.